AUGCAUUUCUCAGAUGCCUACAGUGACACCAUUGCUGCCAGGCUGACUGAAGCUGUUGUUGCUGGCACGUUCAAUAGAGAUUGUCAUGGGGAAAAUGGCAUGACACCUAUGAUGUGUGCACUAUUGUCUGGGAGGAGGGACAUAUUCAACCUUCUCAUGUCACACAAUGCAGACAUCUCUUUGACUGAAGAUGACAACAACAGCCUCCUUCAUUUGGCCUGCCUCCGUGCGGGUAUACCCAACAGUCUAGUGUCAAAGAUUGACUAUGAUGUUCCAGGAAGUCAUGGUUGGACACCUGCAAUGAAGGCAGCUGUUAAUGGAGCAGCGCAUGCAUUUGGCCUGCUUGUGGAAGCAAAGGCUGAUCUUUACCCGAAAGAUGACAACAACAACACUAUCCUUCAUCUCGCAUGCCAUAGUGGACAUGCCUCAAUUGUGAAAUAUGUACGGUCAAUGUUUGAGAUCAAUGCUUGUGGAAAUAAUGGAUGGACGCCAGUAAUGUACGCUGCUGCCAAUGGAGAGAAGAACGUGUUUGACCUGCUUGUGUCAAAGGGGGCUGAUGUAUCCCUGAAGGAUGACUACAACAAUUAUGUAUGUCAUUUAGCAUGUGCAGGUGGAAAUAUGUCCAUCGUGGAAUAUUUACUUCCAAUGUAUGAGAUCAACAGUCGGGGUGACCACGGCAGAACUGCAAUAAUGAAUGCUGCCUGGACAGGCCAAAGUCUUGUUUUCAAAUUGCUUGUGUCACAGGACGUUGAUCUUAAACUGACUGACGACAACAAGGACACUGUGCUUCAUUUUGCCUGCGAGGGAGGAGACGCAGCCAUUGUGGAACAUCUUCUGACCAGAGUUGACCUCAAUACUCGAGGAAGGAAUGGCUGGACCCCGGUCAUGGUCGCAGCUCGGUUUGGAAAAUUAGAUCCUUUCAACUUGCUUGUUUCAGAGCAGGUAGAUCUCAGAUUGACUGACGACAACAAUAACAACUUGCUUCAUCUUGCAUGUCAGGGAGGAAACAGAUUGAUCAUAGAGCAUCUGCUUCCACAGUUUGACAUUAACUGUCGGGGACAGGAUGGAAGGACGGCUGUGAUGUAUGCAGCUGUCAAUGGACUGAGAAGUGUAUUUGACCUGCUUGUCUUAAAUAAGGCUGAUGUUUCACUAAAGGAUGACUACAACAACUCUGUAUUUCAUUUAGCAUGUCUAGGUGGAAAUAGUUCAAUUGUGGAACAACUAUUUCCAAAUGUUGACAUCAACAGUGUGGAUGAUGAUGGGAGAACAGCAAUCAUGAAGGCAGCUUUUGCUGGAAACAAGAGUGUUUUUAAUUUUCUGAUCUCAAAGAACUCUGAUCUGAAAGUCAUAGAUGACUACAGAGACAAUGUGCUACAUUUCGCAUGUAAGGAAGGAGACAAGACUAUUGUUGAGUGCAUUCUUCAAAGGCUUGACAUCAAUACCCGGGGAAGGAAUGGUUGCACACCAGUGAUGAUUGCAGCGCGGUUUGGAAACAGACAUAUUUUCAACUUGCUUGUUUCAAAGGAAGUGGAUCUCACUAUGUCUGAUGACCACAGAAACAACAUGCUUCACCUUGCAUGUCAGAACGGAAACAGGUUGAUCAUAGAGCAUCUGCUUCCACAGUGUGACCUCAACAGUCGGGGACAGGAAGGAAGGACGGCUGUGAUGUAUGCAGCUGUCAAUGGACUGAGGAGUGUGUUUGACCUGCUUGUCUCAAAUGGCGCUGAUAUGUCCCUGAAAGAUAAUUACAAUAGAUCUGUAUUUCAUUUAGCUUGUCUGGGUGGAAAUAAUUAUAUUGUAGAAUAUCUCCUGCAACGGAGUGAUAUCAAUUGUCUGGGAUACAACAAGAGAUCUGCACUAAUGGAAGCAGCUUUGGCAGCCAAAAGAAAUGUAUUUGACCUUCUUGUGUCAAAGAAAGCUGACCUGAAUCUGCUUGAUGACUACAAUGAUAAUGUUCUGCAUUUUGCAUGUCAAGGAGGGAACACAGCCAUUGUAGAAUAUCUUCGGGAGAUAUUGGACAUUAAUGAGAAGGGACAGAAUGGUUUGACACCAGUAAUGCAUGCAGCUAGGGCUGGUCAGAAGAAUGUGUUUAAUCUGCUUGUAUCACAACAAGAGGAGUUGAAUCUGCUUGAUAACACCAGGAACAAUUUACUGCAUCUUGCUUGUCAGGGGGGAAACCAUUUCAUCAUAAAGUACCUCUUGCCACUGUUUGACGUUAAUGGUCCUGGAGAAGACGGGUGGACGCCAAUCAUGAUGGCAGCUCUCAGUGGAAAGAUGGAUGUUUAUGAUCUGCUUGCAUCAAACGGGGGUAUUCCAUCCCUGACUACUCCACAAAAUGAUAAUGUUCUUCAUGCAGCUUGUCAAGGUGGUCACAAGGCCAUAGUAAGGAAGGUCACUGACAUCUUUGAGAUCAACACCAGGGGAAGGAAUGGUUCCACACCUCUGAUGAGGGCCGUUAUUGGAGGCCACAUUAGUGUGCUGAAGUUCCUGAUGUCUCGUUCAGCUGACCAUACUAUGGUGGACAAUGAUGGGGUCACCCUUCUACAUCUUGCUUGUAAAUAUGGUCACCUCGAUGUUGUGAAGCACAUCUCAGACAGCAAGUUUCCCUUAGGCUCUAAUGAGGCCACUGAAGAUGAGGCUAUCGACAGCUUUGACAUCAAAGCGAGAGGAAGGAAUGGCGAGACUCCUCUGACGAGAACAGGCCGUUGA
This is a messenger RNA of Haliotis rufescens (red abalone), 2709 nucleotides long. Its product is annotated as serine/threonine-protein phosphatase 6 regulatory ankyrin repeat subunit B-like. The record is from RefSeq and is a predicted model, not a curated record. Lineage: Eukaryota; Metazoa; Mollusca; Gastropoda; Lepetellida; Haliotidae. The transcript has 3 exons. The coding region runs from base 1 to 2709 and encodes 902 amino acids. Gene Ontology annotation, molecular function: protein binding.